Momordica charantia (bitter melon) is the source of this 4107-nucleotide messenger RNA. RefSeq names its product Regulator of Vps4 activity in the MVB pathway protein. Gene Ontology annotation, biological process: protein transport. NCBI's taxonomy places the organism in Eukaryota, Viridiplantae, Streptophyta, Magnoliopsida, Cucurbitales, Cucurbitaceae. The record is from RefSeq and is a predicted model, not a curated record.
CCUAGGUCUUGCCGAUCUGCCACGCUUAAAGUUUGAUCAGUACACGAAAAACAAAGUCCCUUUCAGAGGCUCUUUCUUCGGCCGGAGCUCCGUCGCGAUUCCUUGUCGUCCUCCGUCCUUUCACUUUCUCUCCAUUACCAUCUCUUCUUCGAUCGUAUAACUUGAUUUUUAUUUCUCAACAUAAUUCAAAUUCCUAUUCUUCGUCUCUCGGAGGGAGGAUUUUUCUUUUUGAUGGUUUUUUUGGCGGAUAAUUGUCCCGCUAGUUGAAGAUUUUCCCGCGUUGAGAUCUGGUUUUGGAUUCCUACAACGAUGCUGCACAAGAGCUUCAAGCCUGCAAAAUGCAAGACAUCGUUGAAGUUAGCGGUUUCGCGGAUUAAGCUUUUGAGGAAUAAGAAAGAAGUCCAGGUCAGGCAGCUGAGGGGAGAAUUGGCGAAGUUGCUCGAGGCUGGACAGGACCAGACUGCUAGAAUUCGGGUUGAACACGUUGUUAGAGAAGAGAAAUCAAAGGCAGCUUAUGAACUCAUUGAAAUAUUCUGUGAACUAAUUGUGGCACGCAUGCCAAUGAUCGAGUCCCAAAAAAAUUGCCCGAUAGACUUGAAGGAAGCAAUCGCGAGUGUUAUAUUUGCAUCGCCCAGAUGUGCGGAUAUUCCAGAGCUUAUGGAUGUUCGAAAACACUUCAAAGCAAAAUAUGGAAAAGAAUUCGUCUCAGCAGCAGUGGAGCUACGCCCAGAAUGUGGAGCGAAUCGCAUGUUGGUUGAAAAAAUGUCUGCUAAAGCACCAGAUGGACAGACCAAACUUAAAAUCUUGACUGCAAUUGCCGAGGAACAUAAAAUCAAAUGGGACCCCAAAACAUUUUGUGAUAGCAGCAACCCUCCAGCUGACUUGUUGAAUGGACCAAAUACUUUUGGACAAGCCAGUCAAAUACAGAGGGGGGAGCCUAUUGGUGGCCAACCCUCACUUGAUCACAAUAACAGGGGAUCUGCUAGUGUUCAAGUUCCAUCUAAAUCAGAUGAGGGGCAUCGAAUACCUGAAAAGUCCCCUGAGCACAAUUUGAGACCAACGCUUCAUUCCCAGAAAUCCAACUUUACUAAUGACUAUACCAAUCAAAGCAACAUCACUGGCCAUCGUAUUCCAGAAACAAGAUCUUCUGAAAUGAAUGCAGAGGGGACGCAUAGGCACACAAAUUCUGGUGAUCAGAAUAAUUACUCUUCAGGCAGGCAGCAUUGGAAUAUGGAUUUCAAGGAUGCUACAUCUGCGGCUAAGGCAGCUGCUGAAUCUGCAGAAUUAGCUAGCCUUGCUGCCCGAGCUGCUGCAGAACUUUCUAGUCGUGGAAACAUAUCCCAAUCGUCCUCUUCAGGGUUUCAAAAAUCUUCAUCUUAUAAUUUAAGGGCUGAAGGACCUCAAGAAUAUGCUAACUUAAAUUUGCAAGAUCAACAACUUCCUAAAGACCAAGUUGUCAGUGCCCCUCAUAGAAGUUCUAUCAUGGAUGAUAAUAGGAGAGAGAAUGAUGCAAGAAGAUUUAUGGGGGACGAUGACAAGAAGUUACGUUAUCCGUCUUCGGGUGCUAGUAAUAUUGAUGCUAACGCAUCUGGAACUAAUUUCAAUGCAUCAGAUAGAUACUCUUUCAAGAAUUCAUCCGAAUCUGGGUUUAACGACUCUCUUGGUAGUAGUGCAAGUGUGGAGAAACAACCCAGAAAAUUUGAUGCUAGCACAUCUGUAAAUAAUUUCAAUGCAUCAGAUAGAUACUCUUUCAAGAAUUCAUCCGAACCUGGGUUUAGCGACUCUCUUCAUAGUGCAACUGUGGAGAAACAACCCAAAGACUAUGAUUCUAACACAUAUGUAACUAAUUUCAAUGCAUCAGAUAGAUACUCUUUCAAGAAUUCAUCUGAACCUGGGUUUGGUGACUCCCAUAGUAGUGCCAGUAUGGAGAAACAACCCAGAAACUUUGAUGUAGAAUAUGUUAGUGAUCGGCCAUCUGGUACAGGUUCUGAAAGAACUAGUUACUAUGAGGAUGUGAGGAUUGGAAAUGAUUCAAAUAGAGUGCCUUCCUACGAGAAGCCAAUGAUGGAUACUUAUGACAACCCUUUUGCCAUGGAUAAACCUAAUGAUAGUGAGACUGUUGAUACAAGUUUUAAUGAUCAUGCCAGUGUGGUCUUUGAUGAUUAUGGUCCAGAUGAUGAUUAUGUCCCAGACUAUGAUUACCAGAUAAGAGAAUCUAUUCUGGAGCUUUCAUCCCCUGAGGGAACGGUGCCGAUAAACUCAUCAGCGACAGAUGAUACUUGGAUCUUCAAGCAAAACAAGAAUGAUCCUCCUGAGAAGUCUGUUUCACACUCGCAAAUUUCUGAUGAGCGUACUUCUUUGUUUGCUGGAAAUUCAAGAAGUUUUGAAGAUCCUUCCCAUUCUGAUGACUUGUUGCCGGCAACUUUUGACCAUUCAGAUGGACCUAGUUCUGAAAGUGAGGAAGAGGUGAAAGAAUCUGGGAUCAUUGGUAAAGAAGACUCUAUCGAAUUUUCUAAGAAACAGAAUUUGUACUCUGAAAAACCAGAAUGGAUUCAGGACAUUAGCCAUGUAUCAUUGGGAUCUUCAGAUGAGGAGAACAAAAGCAUGCCAUCUCAUCGCCUCUCUUCCGACAUUCCCCUUGUCCAUGGAUCCAAGGAGAAAGCCAGCCCACCAAGCUCUCCUGAUAUCAUACAAGAUACUAAAAUACUAGAAGAAUCAACUUCAGAAGUCUACAGUCCCUUGAGUUUUGGGAAACUGAAGGGUGGCCUAAGAAAUCAAAAGAGUAAUAGGCCUCCAUAUGCAAUCAAUUCAUCAACAAGUGAUUUACCAUCCAAACAAACAUGUGGAAACGAUGACGCAAGAACUGAGCAGUCUACCUCAAUUCCUUCUUCUACAGCUAGGACUUCGUUUAGAUCAAAUGCUUCCAGUGAAGGGACAUAUGGUAGAAGUGUAGAAGAAAAACCAGAUGAAGAGAAGGGCUCACAGGCCAAGCUUAAUAGCAAUUAUUCCAAUCUUGAAGAGUCUAAGGACAGGUCCUCUGAUUAUACUCUUAGAAGCGAUGAAGAGUCAUACAGUGACAAAAUGCGCAAUGAAAUAUCUAAGAAGCCAAUCCCAACAAGAGUUGCAGUUAAGUAUCCUGGUUUCCACGAUGAUGAUGAUUCUGAGGAAGAUUCACAUACACAAAAUGUGAAAAAUAGUCCUCAUCGACUUAUUGGACUUUCUAGACGGACCACAGCAUCUCCUAAAACUCCGAGUUCGUAUGUGGAGGACUCAUAUGGGACACCCACGAGUCAUGACGACGUAACCGAGCAGAAAGCUUCAAGGAGUUACUAUUCAUCCCCAGCUCCAUUGAAGGCGAAGACUGGAACAAGAACCUCCAGUCGCUUAGAAAGUUCAGAGCAGCCCCAAUCAUCUAAACCUUUCAAGCAAACUCCUGAAACUAAGAUGCCCUUGAAUGAGGAAAGGUUGAAAUCUUCUGCAAAGGAACAGCAAUCCAAUUAUCCUCCAGAGUUAGAUAGGCAAGGAAAUUCUGAGAGUUCAAAGUUUUCUUCUGCAAGGGAGACGACUACAGCUUCAGUGAAGACUUGGGCUCAAACAAGAAACUCUCAUUACUUGGCAAACUCUGAGCAGCCGACUCAAUCGACGAAACCUUCCAAACCAAUUCCUGAAAGUAAAAGGUCUUUCCAUGAAGAAAGAUUAACAUCUUCUACAAAGGAACUACCAUCCAAUCCUUCCCCGGAAGUAGAAACACAAGGCGACUCCGAGAGUUCAAAAAGGGAGAAGAUGAAAGCAGUUCAGAAAGCUAGUCAUGUUCACCCAAAGCUUCCUGAUUACGACGACUUUGCAGCACACUUCCGUUCACUCCGACAGAAUUACAAGUAAAUCCAGUUCCUUAGCAUUGAUUAUACAUGCACAUACUUAUUUUUUUAUUUAUUAUUUCAAAUUGGCCAUGGUUUUUUUGUUAUAUAGUUCUUGUUCAUGCGUCAUACCUCUGAAGGAUACAUUAGGUGAGCAGUUUAAUGUAUACUAUUUUCUCACACUUUGACUAAUGUUUUUUAGUUUGAGUUCAUAACAAGAGUUAUAUUUUCUCUCAUAUUUAAUCGUUUA